AUGCCUAUGCGUAUACCACAACCAAUACAGAUUUGGUUCAAUUCAUUGCAUAAUUAUCGUAAAACGAUCCUAUCUCAAAAUGAUUUCACUCUGUUACCAGAUAAAUCAGAUGAAAACUUCAUUGAUAAUAAUAAUCCAUUAUUGAUUGGUGGCAUUGAAAAUUUAUUACUUGAAAUGAUACCGAAAAAUUCUAAACCGAUCAUUAAAGAUGGUGCCAUUGAAGUUGCUCAAUGGAUCUGUGAAAAUUUAAUCAUGUUAUAUGAUGUUAAUGAUGAAGAUUGUUAUCAUCAACAUGAUUCAACGAAUCGAUUAGAGAUGCAUAGAAAAAAUCUAUUGAUUGAUUUGCAAUUAGUUACAAUAGAAUUAUUGCCAACAAUAUUGUAUGUAUAUUUUUGUCUAUUUGUUUUUCUUGGAUCAACAAAAUAUCCUCAAAGUAAAUUAAAGUCAUCAUCAUCAAGUAAUAAAUCGGAAAUCAAAUUAAUUAAACUAUUGAAUUUUGAUAAAUUUCAUCCUUUAUUAAAACAAGAUGAAGAUAUUCAUCAGAUGAUUCAUACUGAAUCAGAUAAUUUAAUGAAUAUCACUAAGAAGCGUACAAGUACAAUAAAAUUACAAACUAUCAAUCAAUCAUCCCCCAAUGAGCAAUCACCUAAAGUAGAACAUAAAGUCAAAUUUUCCAAUGUUCAUAAAUUAAUAAAACAAAGAACAAAAAAAGAAAAUGAUAACAUUUCACCACAUCAAAAAAUGAAAAAACACACACUGGAAUUUCAGACAAAUGAACAAAUUGAUUUAAUGAAUAUUUUUGAAGUGUAUUUAUUAACUAUGUAUCAAAUUUGUCGAAAGAAAUUAUUACAAUUGUCAAAUGAAGAAAAACUUCGAGUUAAUUUUGAAACUAUUGCAUUAACUAGUUCAAGUGUAUAUUGUAAUGCAUUAUUUAGUAAGAAUGAAAUAAACAAAGUGGAAUAUUUGCCAAAUUAUUUAAAUGUCAUUAAGUCUAAUGAUCAAAGUGAUGUACAAAAACAAUCACAUGAACAAUAUUCCUUCAAAAAAAUAAAUGAAUGUACAUUUAAUUCUGGCAAUCGUAUGCACAUAUUGACUGCAUUGAUGAAAGAAUACAGUGCAUACUCUUCAUCAUGUGUAUCAAAACAAUCAAGAAUAUCAUUAUGCAAAUUGGCUUGUUUGUUUAAUCCUUUCACUAAUCAUGAUUUAGAGAAUAUGCCUGUACAAUUUGAAGAAUCUGAUUUAAUGGAUGAUGAUGAACAUAGUUGUGAUAAAAGUUCCAUGAAAUUAGAAGUAAUAAGCGAAAAUGAAAGACAAAACAAUGCAAUUUCCGAGGGAUUCACAUCACAGUCGAUCUCAUCAAAAACACUUGACAGAAUGGAAGAGAAUUCCCCAAAAGGAAUGCACAAUUCUGAUACGAAAUCAAGAACUAACAAACGAUUGAAAUUCCAUAGAGUUACAGGACUGAGUCCAAACUUUGUUAUGGAAAUUCUGUUUUCGCUGUAUCCUGUUCUGUUUACUGAACAUUCAGAUUUAGCUUGCGAAGGAGUAAGGUCUCUCAAAGCUAGAGCGGAGUAUGAAAUAUGGUCGAAUGUCUUGCUACUGAUUAGUUCAAUAGAAAAAGAUUAUACUCGAUCAAAGUCAUCUGACUUAAAAUCGCUUAAAUUUGACAACCGAAUGAUCAAUCAACACGUUUUAAAUAACAACAAUAUCAACCAGUGUUCAGUUGAAGAACAUAAAUUAGACUCCGAACAAUUAAGUUUGGCUAGUGCUUAUUGUGGCUUAUGGUCUGGAUUGUUGGGGAAACGAUCAGAUGUACAACAAGAUGAAAUACUUCCAGAACUCGGUGAUAUUCAAGAUUUAUCAGGCAAGCGUUUACAAUAUGUUCGGUUGGCGCAAGCCAAAUUCAAAAGACCAGUUGUAACAAAUUCAAAUUUUAAAACUGUUAAAUUACCAGACGAUAUAACACCAAUAUCCCCACAUGAUGUAACUUUAUCAAAGCAAAAUGAAAACAAAGACUGCCCAUCAACAACUGGAAAUGCGUAUCUAGAAAACAAGUGGAAAGGUUCUUUGGAUGAUUUAUCAAGACUUGACGAACCAGUUGCGCCAUCAUUUUCUUUUACUCGUGAAUGGUUUAGGAAGACACUUUGGAAAGAAAAACAGGCUGAAAAAUCUUAGGUUUCGUUUUUUUUAACAUUUCAGAUCACUUUGUUUUAAAUUUGAAAAUUUUUCAUUUAUGCAUUACUUAUAACUAUUGGAUAUUUAAUUUUGAACAGAGCAUUUGUUCCUUGCAUUUCCUAUGUGA
This is a messenger RNA of Schistosoma turkestanicum, 2302 nucleotides long. The record is from the annotation of a GenBank genome assembly. NCBI's taxonomy places the organism in Eukaryota, Metazoa, Platyhelminthes, Trematoda, Strigeidida, Schistosomatidae.